Messenger RNA from Hyaloperonospora brassicae, 633 nucleotides. Lineage: Eukaryota; Oomycota; Peronosporomycetes; Peronosporales; Peronosporaceae. The record is from the annotation of a GenBank genome assembly.
AUGGUCUUUGUCACGCUCAAGUACAUUAUCAUUGGCGACUCGGAGGUGGGCAAGUCGUCGCUGUUGCUGCAGUUCACUGAGCAGCACUUCCAGUCCGUGCACGACCUGACCAUUGGCGUGGAGUUUGGCGCCAAGUUGCUCGAAGUGGACGGCCGCAAGGUGAAGCUCGAGAUCUGGGACACGGCGGGCCAAGAGACGUUCCUGUCGAUCACGCGGAGUUACUACCGCGGGGCCGACGGCGCGCUGCUCGUGUACGACGUGAGCCGACGCGCGAGUUUCGAGCACCUGAGUCGCUGGCUGCACGAGUGCCGGCAGAACUGCCACAACGACGAGGUGGAGAUUCUCGUCGUGGGCAUGAAGUGCGACGUGUCGGACGCGGCGCGCGAGGUGCCGGAAGAAGAGGGGCGCGCGUGGGCUGCUGCGCACGGCCUCGUCUUCAUCGAGGCGUCGGCCAAGACGGCGCUGAAUGUCGAGCAGGCAUUUGCACUGACGGCCACGACGAUAUUGCAGAACUAUGACUACUCGAGUCACAAGGUGCGCCGGACGUCGGGGGCCAGUGCCGCAGUGUCGGUUGAUGCUGCUACUGCUGCAGAGCAGCAAACGCCGGCAACGUCCGGGUGUUGCGGUGGGUAG